Molecule: messenger RNA, 2578 nt
Organism: Drosophila grimshawi
Lineage: Eukaryota; Metazoa; Arthropoda; Insecta; Diptera; Drosophilidae
Product: ATP-dependent RNA helicase DDX24
Exons: 5
Coding region: 64-2547 (827 amino acids)
Cellular component (GO): nucleolus
Molecular function (GO): nucleic acid binding; ATP binding; RNA helicase activity
Source: RefSeq, a predicted model, not a curated record
CGAAUGACAACAAACGCAACACGCGGAUCAAACAGCGGCAAAUCCGAAUUAAAUUAAAUUGAUAUGAAAAUGGCAAACGCAAAAGUGAAGAGCACAACAAAUGGCAAGCAAAAGAAACCAAGCAACAUGUCUGACGCAAAGGCGCUAAAGGCCAAAGCCUGGCAGAAGGUGAAACUGAAAGGCCACGUGAUUUCCGAUGAUUUUAGCAGUUACGAGGGCCUUAUUGGAUUGGAAGUGCUGAAGGAUUACGAUUCGGCACUGGUGAAAUCCACACAGAAACAGAUUGCUCCGGCUAGCUACGAACGCAGCAAAAGGCGUAAGCCAGGAAAAGCAGAAAAGGAUUCACAGGCAUCGUCUAGCGAUGAGGAAGAGAGCGAUGAUGAGUCUGAGGAUGGAGAUGCAUCAGCCAAAUCCUCGAAGAAAGCUCGCCUUGCCGAACGUCGCACUCAGCGGAUAUUGAAACAGCAGGAGAAACGCGAAAAACGCAAGCAGCAACGUAAGGAAAAGAAGGUGGAAUCUAAAAUAGAGACUAAAUCUAUGAAGCAAUCCAAAUACACACCCAACGAAGAUUAUGCUCCCGAUAGAUUUGCGCUGCUGCGACCACCGCCUCCAGAAGAUGAUGUUGCUGAGCCAGAGAACGGACCCAGCUCUGAAGAUGACGACGACGAUGAGGAGGUGCCCGAACUGGUGUCCUGCAGCGCAAAGGUGGAUAUGAGCAAAUGGCAGGGUAUGGGUAUUCCCACGUCCAUAAUGCGUGCACUGGCCGAACAGGGCUACGAGGCGCCAACCCAGAUCCAGGCGAUGACUCUGCCAGCGGCCAUACAUGGCAAAAAGGAUAUACUGGGUGCUGCCGAAACGGGUAGCGGGAAAACUCUCGCCUUUGGCAUACCCAUCCUCUCCGGCAUCAUGGAGCUGAAGCAGCGCAAUGACGGAUCCGGUAUACGUACACGAGCACCAAAGCACAAAGUUGAGGCUACCGUGGAGGCGGAGGUGCCUACAAGCAAAGAGAAUCACGAGUUGACGCCACCGCCAGAGGAACUGGAUUAUGUGUCGGGCGCCAGUGAGGAGGAGAGCGAUGCCGAAGACUACAGCAGUUCGGGACGUCGUCCUCUGUAUGCUCUGGUGCUCACACCCACACGAGAAUUGGCUGUCCAGGUGAAGAAUCAUCUCGUUGCCGCUGCCAAAUAUACGGGUAUUCGUGUGGCAGCCAUUUUCGGUGGCCUCUCCGUUGCCAAGCAGGAACGCGUUCUGCGCCAGUGUCCCGAAAUUGUUGUGGCGACACCAGGUCGCCUCUGGGAACUAUAUGCGCAGGGCAAUAAGCACCUGAACAAAAUAGAACAUGUAAAUUUCCUGUGCAUUGACGAAACGGAUCGCAUGGUGGAGAAGGGACACUUCGAGGAGCUGCGCAUGCUGCUCAAGGUUCUCAAUGCCCAUGAGGAGCGCAAACAGCUGCGCCAGAAUUUUGUCUUCUCAGCCACAUUGACGCUGAUCCACGAUCUACCCGAGCAUAUGCAAAAACGCAAUCUGGCAAAGCGUCCCAAGUUCACCAAGCAGACUGUGGAUCAAAAGAUUGAGAGUCUUAUCGAGGAGCUGGGCAUCUCGCAGCCAAAGAUUGUGGACAUUACCAGCAGUCAACAGACUGCCCAAACUCUGACCGAGAGUCGUCUGUUGUGUGCGAUUGAUGAGAAGGAUUACUAUCUGUACUAUUUUGUGCAGCGCCAUCCUGGUCGCAGCAUUGUCUUCUGCAAUUCGAUUGACUGCGUCAAGCGGCUGGCCACGCUCUUUGGUCUGCUGGAGUGCAAUCCGUUGCCGCUGCACGCCAACAUGAUACAGAAGCAGCGACUGAAGAAUCUGGAACGUUUCCGAGAUAGUUCGACGGGAUUGCUAAUUGCCACCGAUGUGGCUGCCCGUGGCCUGGAUAUACCCAAUGUGGAGCAUGUCAUUCACUACCAGGUGCCACGCACCAGUGAGAAUUAUGUGCAUCGCUCCGGACGCACUGCACGUGCCAAUAAACAUGGCAUAACGGUCAUGUUUAUGGAACCAGGCGAGGUCAAAAGUUAUGUGCGCCUGCACAAGACGCUGGAGAGAACUGAGGAUCUGCCGCUCUUUCCCAUCUCGGAGCGUUUUCUAGGUGCUGUACGAGAGCGCGUCAAUCUCGCCCGUGAGCUGGACAAGGAGGAAUUGAAGCUGCGACGCACACAAAGCGAGGAGGGUUGGAUGAAGAAGCAUGCCGAGGAAAUGGACAUGAUUAUCGAUGGCUACAACGAUGAUUCCGGCAGCGAUCAGGAUGAGGAUCCGUUUAUCAUUGAGCGCCGGCGAAAUCGCCUGCAUGUGGAUCAGGUGCGCGGACAACUGGCUGCACUGCUCGCCCAGCCCAUAUUCCCCAAAGGUUUCAGCUUUAAAUAUCCUACGAGCACGGGUCAACUACUCUUAGGCUCCGAUAUGGGCACCAGUAAUCCGCAGAGUGCUGUGGAAACCAUGAAGGCCGCCAUCGAGGACAUGAAGCUGGCCAAGAAGCAGCGCAACAAACGCAAACGCAAUGCCUGAAUAAAUAUAUUGAUAUAUUUACUUACCAUAA